Saccostrea cuccullata (small rock oyster) is the source of this 2305-nucleotide messenger RNA. RefSeq lists its product as uncharacterized. Bases 107 to 2302 code for a protein of 731 amino acids. The transcript has 2 exons. The record is from RefSeq and is a predicted model, not a curated record. NCBI's taxonomy places the organism in Eukaryota, Metazoa, Mollusca, Bivalvia, Ostreida, Ostreidae.
CGGACCAGUAACUUCAGAAACGAACACACUACACAGGGAACUACAGGUCUGAUCACUCAAUAGUGAAACUCAUUUACUGAAACUCGGACAUUGUUUCUGAUAAGCUAUGGAAGACUCGGAUGAAUCUCAGAUUAUUUCAGAUGAGGAUCUUGCAAAGGUCUCUGAAUUAGUGUCAAAGUACUUGUUUUUCACCAUGGCAAGCACUUGUAAAACAGAGGCUCAGAAGAAUGCAAUACUUCUCCUUGAAUUCCUGUAUUCCUCCAGAAAGGAAGGAUUGAUAUCGAGAUACUAUGGAGGAAGUACUGCAGAAGGGACCAAUCUGAAAACAAGUGAUAUUGAUAAAAUGAUUGUUGGUCCCAAUAUGUGUGUUUGCUACGAACGAGAGGAUGCAAGUGAAAUUCCAGGUUAUGUUUUUCUAAUCGACAAUAGUGAUUCUUCUCAAGGGUAUGCAAAACUUGUUCUUUUGAAGGGAGAUUCGGAUUCACCCACAAUAUUUGAAAAUCAGGAGAAAACUGUGUCGGAUAUGCUUAAAGAAAGUCAAGGUCGCAAACUUCUUUCUAGUGAAGAAGUUGUUUCAUUUUGGAUCGAUUUUCUCCAAAGAUCAGGACCAAAAUCAUCAAAAGGCCCACCAGAAACAUUUCGACAUGGACCCUGUGCAACCUCAGUUAGUACUGAUCCAAAGGGGUAUAUGAAAGAUGAAAUCGGAUGCACCAUAGAGCAAGAUUUUGCCUUCGGCAUGCCAUUUCAUAACCUACCCGAGGAGGGAGUAGAAUGGUUAAAUGAAAGGGAAAAUUACCGCUGGCCAUCCAGGGAAAUUGUAGAGAGAAUAAAAUCCUUGAAAUGCCAUGUAGUUUCUGUUGGUGAAAAGGGGUCUAAAUGCUACUCCAUGGAAUGGAGAACAUCAUAUUUAUUGUGGGAAAGAGAGCUUGUUUGGAGUUUUAACGAUGUUCAGCUCCAAGCCUAUGUUUUGUUAAAGCUACUGCUGAAAAAAUACAUCAAUACUAUUGCGCCAAACUUCUUGAGCUCAUUCCAUAUGAAAACUGUAGUAUUUUGGGAAUCAGAAAAUACAGAGAACAAUUGCUGGAAUGCGAGGCAUUUAAUUUCAUUUUUACGUCGUUGUUUACUUUACCUUAAAGCAUGUAUCAAGAAAAAAAGUCUGUUACAUUUUAUAGAUCGAAGAAAAAAUUUGUUCCUGUCUAUAAUGAACAUGAUGAAUGACACAGAAAAGCAAGUCUUAGAGAGGAUUCUCGAGAAAAUUGACAGUAUCAAUAAUGAUAUUAUUACGUAUACCUUGCAAUGCGCAGAUGGAUUACAUUUAUUACCCAUGUGGAAAACGAGUGAUUUCAGAGUUGUGGGUUUCCUUAGAAAAUGUAUGGAAACCCUACACAAGGGAUAUACGUGUGAUUUUGAUCAAUACAAAUUCCCUUACAAAUUAUACCACUACGGGCAUCAUAACGUUAAUCUUGAAAUAGUCGUAGCCGAUUUCAGCACUCUUAAACAGUACCAAGAAUCACUCAAAAAAGGUGAUACAAAUCUUGUUGAUGUCCAUGAGGAUAUCAAGAAUUCUGUAACAAGCUUUAUCAAUAUGCGUGUUGCUAUCAUUGAAGCUAGACAAAUGCUACUUAAUGGAAAGGAAAUCUCUGAAAAAAUCGUUAGCACUUUAAAGGACAACUUAAGGAUAGAUGCCGUCACUGGUGAAUUGUACUUAGCUACUUGUUUUCUUGCUAUGCACAAAUACGAAGAUGUGUCGUUACUACUAACAGAAAUUUUAAAUUCGAACGAAAGGCCAAUUUCAAUUGUAUAUUCUGGUUUCUGUUCGAUUUGCAGAAUAAUACGUAGAUCGGGUGAGACACUGGAACUAGACACAGACCUUCGAUCAUGCACAUUUCCUCAAGCUAGAUAUAUGUCUGUUAUAGCACAAGACGUUAUUUUCGCAAAAGAGGAUCAUCCACUCCUUCCCGACGCUCUGAAAUGGGAAUGUUUGCUAGAUAAAGCUUUCUGGGUUCAUCCAGCUGUGUAUUUGCUCUAUCUCAGAUUUCUGUGUUGCAAGAAAGAAGAAAAAGAAAGAAAUAUUCUGAAUUUGCAUAACACUGUGAACAAAUGCAACGGAACACUACAUAGCUUUAGACAAUAUAACAUUCUAGGUUAUUGUUAUUUUCAAAUGGAAAACUAUGAAGUGGCAUUUCAAUGUUAUGGAAUAUCUUUCGCCCAAACAUAUCCAAAUAAUACGCCUAAUUCUGCUGUGUAUAUGCUCCUCAUUGUGUUAUUCAAAACUUUUAGGAGUAGAGGACUUAUACUGUGAUAA